AUGAAUCAAAUGAGUGGAUCAGUGCAAGUAGUUUCCACUUAUAUGGUGGGACUGGUUAUCUUGCUAAAUUUCAGAACUAUUCUAACACAAGACUUGGGUUAUCCUUUUCCUUUUGUGGCCUAUGUAGUUGAAAGAUAUUCAGUUGAGAAAAUUCCACUGUACGAUUCUGCAGAGGAUGAGCCUUCGUCUAGGCUCUUCAAGGCUGUGAACUCCUCAGAGUUUGAUGUUGCUGGGAUGAUGGUGAAUGUCAAUGUGGAUUCUGAACAUCAGUUGAUGUCUACUGCUCUUGUUGUGCAAUCACUUGAUUCUGUUCCAAUGGAGGGUGUAGUUGUGGAGAAUGCGAUGAUAUCUCGUAUCCGCAGUAAUACUGCAGGUCGGAAUUAUCACAUUGGAUCAGGGUCCAUGUCAAACAAAAGAUCAAAACAAUAUAAUGGAAAGUUGAAACAUGGUGCACAAAAGCAAGUUGACGCCAAGUGUGUUGCUGCGCUUCUAGCAUCAAAGGAAGCACAAGAGGAAAUUUUAAGUUAUGAGCGGAUGAAAAACGACUCUGCCACUCAUCUUGAAUCUCUCUACAACGAGAUACGACCUGCCAUUGAAGAACAUGAAAGGGACAGCCAAGACAGCGUAGCUACCAGUGUAGCUGAGAAGUGGAUAGAAGCCUGCUGCAUGAAACUCAAGGCGGAGUUCGACCUUUAUUCUUCCAUUGUCAAAAGCAUUGCCUGCACUCCGCGAAGGCCAUUUGGCCAGGCCGAACCUUCUGACGGCAGCACCGAGAAUGAGAUUAAGUACUUGCAGAAUUGA
Messenger RNA from Malus domestica (apple), 801 nucleotides. The record is from RefSeq and is a predicted model, not a curated record. NCBI's taxonomy places the organism in Eukaryota, Viridiplantae, Streptophyta, Magnoliopsida, Rosales, Rosaceae.